Lutra lutra (Eurasian river otter) is the source of this 5200-nucleotide messenger RNA. Its product is annotated as adenylate cyclase type 10-like. The transcript has 26 exons. The record is from RefSeq and is a predicted model, not a curated record. Bases 109 to 4011 code for a protein of 1300 amino acids. Gene Ontology annotation, cellular component: cytoplasm. Lineage: Eukaryota; Metazoa; Chordata; Mammalia; Carnivora; Mustelidae. Gene Ontology annotation, biological process: intracellular signal transduction; cyclic nucleotide biosynthetic process. Gene Ontology annotation, molecular function: adenylate cyclase activity.
CACUGAUUGGUUGGUGCAAAGGACCCGCCAAGGCCUCGUUGCGGAUUGGCUGCUACCCGGAGGACCCCCCCCCUUUCCGGUAGCUUGGCGGGCAACCCCGCCGCCGCCAUGGCGACCGGCGAGCGGGUGGCGGCGCUUCCGCCUCUCUGGCCGGUGGAGGCCCGGUUGGCGGCGCUGCUUCCCGACCUUCUGGUGUUCAGGAAGCCCCGGGGAUCGGAACCCGAGCUCGCCACGGCCCAGGGCGUCCUCCUUGGCGUCCAUGUGACGGGGUUUACAGCAUUAAUGGAUAGGUUCAGCCUGACCUGCAAGUCGGAACAUGACAUGGACAAACUGGCCCACAUCUUCAGUUAUUACAUUAGUGACAUCGUGGAGCAUGUUCUUUGUUUUGGAGGAGAUAUCCUAAAUAUCACAGGGAAUGUGCUCCUGGCACUCUGGACAGUGAAACAGAAUCAACUCAGUGACAUCAUUACCCUGGUGGCAAAAUGCAGUCUGGAGAUACAGGAGAAAUUUGGGAUCUACCAUACCAGAGAAGGCCAGGACCUACAGCUAAAGAUAGGUCUAUCUGCAGGUCGGAUUUACCAGGUUAUUGUUGGAGACGAGCAGCGACAGUACCUCUUGGUGAUCGGGCGGGAUGUGGAUGAUGUCCAGGUAGCGCAGCGUUUGGCUCAGGCAAAUGAGAUUGUCUUGUCUUGGAACUGCUGGAAGCUCUGUGAGCAGUACAUGUUUGAAGUGGAAAUCAUGAGGGAGGAUGAAGCUGUGAAGUUAAGAGAUAUGCGGAUCAUUGACCCAUUUGAUUUUGAUGAGCAUUUUGACAAGUGCCUUGAUUACCUGCCACAUUACCGGACAAGUGCUGAUACUCUAAGAACUGCCCUGGAGUUGGAUCCAGACUCUGCGCUUGAACAAACCCUGCGAAAGCACAUAAUGAAAAACCUUUUGAAGAAGAUUGAUGAAGGGCAACCUAUGGAGUACAUAUCCGAAUUCCGUACUGUGACUAUGGUUUUGGUCAGCCUAGAAUUCAACAAGACAGCGUGGAUGUUGCAUUUAUGUCAUCUUAUCCAGGAGGCUGCCCUGUAUAUCUCCACAGUCAUAGAGAAAGGGGGUGGCCAGCUAAGCCAGAUCUUUAUGUUUGAGAAAGGCUGCAUGUUCCUCUGUGUUUUUGGCCUUCCAGGGGAUAAGAAGCCAGAUGAGUGUGCACAUGCCCUGGAGAGCUCCUUCAGCAUCUUCAGCUUCUGCUGGGAGAAUCUUGCUGAGACCAAGCUUGUUUCCAUCAGUAUCACCAACGGACCAGUAUUCUGUGGCAUGAUUGGGGCAGUAGCAAGACAUGAAUAUACAGUUAUUGGCCCAAAGGUGAGCCUUGUGGCCAGGAUGAUAUCUGCUUAUCCAGGUUUGGUGUCCUGUGAUGAGGUAACAUAUCUAAGAUCCAUGCUACCUGCUUACAACUUCAAGAAACUCCCAGAGAAAAUGAUGAAAAAUAUCUCCAACCCAGGGAAGAUGUAUGAAUACCUUGGCCAUAGAAGAUGUAUAAUGUUUGGGAAGAGACAUUUGGCCAGAGAUAGAAAUAAAAAUCACCCUUUGUUAGACCGGGAGAAAGAACUAGAAGCCUUCCAAAUGGCGCAGCAGGAAUGUUUGCACCAGAAGAAGGGACAAGCAGUUUUGUAUGAAGGUGGAAAAGGCUAUGGAAAAAGUCAGCUGUUGGCUGAAAUUAACUUCCUGGCCCAAAAGGAGGAGCACAGGGUGUUACCAUUGAAGCUGAAGGAAGCAGAUUUCAAGCAGUGCUUCUAUGCCAUCCAGACCCUCAUGGCCAUCUUCUUUGACAUUGAUACGUGUCCGGCCUAUUACCGGCAAGAGUGCCUACACAAACAGCUCCGUGGGAUAGUAGAGGAACCUCUUCACUGCCUUUUUAAUGACCUCUUCUUUGUGAAGUUUCCCUUGUCCUUCAAAGUUUCGCACAUGGAUGACCUGACCAGACAAAAGAAGGUUAAGUCAUGUUUUUUUCAAGUGCUUCAGGAGGCAGUGAGGGAAACACCACUGAUUUUCCUCAUUGACGAAGCCCAAUAUAUGGAUGCAGCUUCCUGGGAGUUUUUGGAAACAUUACUCUCCACUGUGCCCAUCGUCAUGGUGAUGACAUUGACCCCUAUCUUCAGCCUGUGUGGCUGUGCCCAACACUUCCUGCAGAGCUCUCAGGCUGUCCUUGUGCCCAUUUUGAAGUUGGCAACAACCUCACUGUUGAGAAUGGCAUGUUGGGAACUGGGGGUGGUGAGCAUCCCCCAAGAGCUGCAGAUCUACCUUCUCCACAGGUGCUUUGGAAACCCCCUCUACUGUGAGGUCUUAUGCCAGGACCUUCUUUCCAAAGAUAUAUUGCUCUUUCACAACCUCCAAAAGGAGGAGGAGAAGAGCAAAUGGGAGACCCUCUCAGCCAAUGCCAUGAAAUCCACAAUGUAUGGUAUUCUUCCUGCUGGCUGUGAAGAAGACCAAGAACUUUAUAUCUGCACAGUCAAGGAUAAUGUGAACUUGGAUACAGUGCUUCUUCCACCAUUAUUAAAAGAAAUAGCAGUAAACCAGUUGGAUCAGUUGAGCCUAGAAGAGCAGUUACUGGUUAAGUGUGCUGCAGUCAUUGGUCACUCCUUCCACAUAGAUCUGCUGCAGCACCUCCUGCCUGCCUGGAAUAAAAACAAGCUACUUCAGGUGCUGAGGGCUCUUGUGGAUAUGCAUGUGCUCCGCUGGUUCAACAGGAGUCAGGAGCUUCCUGCCGAGUCAAUAUUAGUGCCUUCCUCUAUCAAAAUUAUUGAACAAACCAAAGAGGAGAAGAAGAAAAAGCCAGAUGCUGACUCUCCUCUCAGUCUGCAAGAGGAAUUAUCCCUACCUCAAACAGGGGUGCUAGCAUUUGGAGUGCCACUCUUACGAGAAGCUGCUUGGGAGCUGUGGCCCAAGGCACAGCAGAUAGCCCUGCACCUUGAAUGUGCAUGCUUUCUCCAAGAUUUGGCCUGCCGCUGUGGGAGCUGUCAGGGGGGCGACUUUGUCCCCUUCCACCGUUUUGCUGUCUGUUCUGCCAAGAGCUGCAGUGGGACCUCCCGGUUCUGUAGUUACAAAGAUACUGGCUCAGUACUAACACAAGUGAUCACAGACAAGUUGCAGCUGCCUUCUCCCCAAGAUAGUUUUCAGUUCCAGACAAAACCAUUCAGAAGUCAAGAGACCUUCACAAGUGAACACUGCAGAACAGAGGAAGAGUUCCUGGAUCAGGUGAACAGGAAGCUGGCUCAGAGCAGCCCCGACAAAGACAUGUUGACCAGAAAGCCCUGUCACUGUGAGGAAAUCCUGCAGUUCGUGAUCUCACCCCUCACCCGGCACUGCCUGGUCAUUGGAGAGACCACAUGUGCAUUUUAUUACCUGCUGGAGGCCGCUGCUGCCUCCUUGGACCUGUCAGAGAAUUACAUGGUCGUCCGAAUCCUAAUCCUGUUUCUCCAUCCCUUGUCUUGUUCGGAGGCCUUCUUUUAUUUGAGGAAGGCAGGCAGUCUUCUGGGCCAGCCCUCAGCAUUCUCAUUUUUGAAAAAGCACAAGGUGAAGAUCUGUCAGUUUGAGGAGGCCACUUUCUGCUGUCUUCAGUCAGAGGUCUGUUUCAACAUAGGACAGAUCACAUUGGCCAAAAAAUUGGCCAGGCAAGCCCUUCGACUGCUGAAAAGGAGUUUCCCUUGGACCUGGUUUGGUGUCUUUUUCCAAACAUUCCUGGAAAAAUAUUGGCAUUCCUGUUCGCUAAGCCAAUCUCCAAACAACUCUAGUGAGAACAGUAAGAAGAAGCUGGCAGUCCUACAGCAGCGUGUCCGCUGCCUCUCCUUGCUCUGGCAGCUCUAUAACCUGGACACCACAGCCAGCAGCCGCAGGUUUGCCUACCUUGCCACUCUCAUGCAGAAGAAUUCUGCUGAGGAAUUUGCAAAUGAAGCCCAGGGAGAAGAAUGCACCGGCAGAAGCCACAGUGGUGCACGAGGCAUGCUGUCCAUGUUUGAGGAACAGUGAGGAGGGGAGGAGACAGAACCAGGAGGUGAGUCAGAGAUCCAGGAGAGGGUGGAUGGCAGAUGGUGUAGCCUUGUGGGCCACUAUAUGGGUUUAGACUUUUACACUACAGAAGAUGGGAAGUAAGUGGCAGUUUCUGAGAAGAGAAGUGACAGAGUCUAUUUAUAUUUUAAUAGGGUCAUUCAGUCUGCUGUAUUGAGAAUCAACUGAAGGAGGCAAGAGAGGAAGCAGGGAGCCAAGUUAGGAGACUAUCCCAACAAUAUAGGCAAGAGAUAGUGGCUCGGAUUGUUGUGGUGGCAGAGGAAGCAGGAGGAGUGGUCUUCAGUCAAGAGAGAACCAACAGGAGUCACCAAAUGGAUCAUUUCUGGGAUGGGAGAGAAAAAGGAUUCAAGGAUAAUCCCAAGAUUUGCAAUCUGGACUUCUAGAGGAAUAGAGAUGCUCUUAAUUGGGAUGGGGCAGUCUGCACAAGGAACAGAUUUGGGGAAAUACUGAAGCCAGGUUUUAGACAUGUUUAAUUUGAGGUGUCUAUUAGACAUCUAGAUGGAGAUGUUAAGUAGGCAGUUGAACAUAUGAAUGUGGGGUGCAUGGGAGUGUUCUGGACUGGAAAUAGAAAUUCAGGGCUUAUCGAUGUUUAAAAGAUCUCCGAGGGAAUGAGAAAAGGUCCAAGGACUGAGUUAACAGCUCCAUUGUUAAGAGGUCAGGGUCAUAAGGAGAAAUCAGUAAAAGAAACUGAGCAGUUACCAAAAGAAUAUGAUGUCCUCAAAACCUAGUGAUGACAGUGUUUCAAGAAGAAAGUCAUCAAUGAUGUCAAAUGUGCAAAUACUUAUAAUAGACAUCUAGGCAGCAGUUCUGAAGAGUUCUAGGGAACAAGUAUCAGAGGCCUUCUUUAGAGAAAACAUUGAAGUAUGGUUUGUCCAGUGUCUUGAAGGGGAAGUCUGGGAUCAGAGAACAAGAAGGGGGGCAGGUAGAGAAAGUGGUUUGUUUCAAGAUCAGGCAGUGGGAAUGAUCAAAUUAGAAGUGUGGGAACAACAAGGAGUGUGUUUUCAUAGCAGGAGUCGGGGAGAGUGAUAGGGAUGCCAGUAGUCCCUGAUCAUGUCAGCAAGGCACCAUAGUGGGCUCUUAGCAAAAAAAAGGGACAAGAUGGAAGUAUAAGGUGAAUGUACAGUCAGAAUAUUUUGCCGCAUGUUUGUUG